This is a messenger RNA of Leptomonas pyrrhocoris, 764 nucleotides long. Its product is annotated as putative endoribonuclease L-PSP (pb5). The coding region runs from base 273 to 764 and encodes 163 amino acids. The transcript has a single exon. NCBI's taxonomy places the organism in Eukaryota, Euglenozoa, Kinetoplastea, Trypanosomatida, Trypanosomatidae. The record is from RefSeq and is a predicted model, not a curated record.
GCUUCUCCCAUACGCGUGACACGGGGAGUCGGCCAAACCUGGUGCAUGCCGCUGGCGAGUGCGUUACUUCUUCCCCCAAGCAUCUCCUUUCUCUCCUUCUGCGCUUCUUAUUCUGAAUCUACACAAUCGUUUUGGGUUUUGUUAUUUCAACGCUGGCGAUGAAACUCACACACACCCCCAUCAACGCCGUCCCGCUGCGCAGAGUUGUCUCUCUAUCGACUUCAUUCUUCUCUCACGUAUUUAUCUCCCCAAAACGUUUCUCUUCAGGCAUCAUGACCGGCACUGCUGAGGCGAACCUUAAGAAGCUGGGCAUCACCCUGCCCGCUCCUGCUGCUCCUGCCGCCGCCUACGUCCCGUACAGCAUCUCCGGCAAUCAGGUCUACAUCUCCGGCCAGCUGCCCAAGAAUGCGGAGGGCAAGCUCGCCGUGGGUCAGCUCGGUGCCCCGCUGACGGUGGAGGAGGGCAAGGCGGCUGCGGCUACCUGCGCCGUGCACCUCCUCGCGCAGAUGAAGGCCGCGGCGGGCGGUGAUCUGGACAAGAUCAAGAAGGUGUUGAUGGUGCGCUGCUACGUGAACUCGGCGAGUAACUUCCACGAGCACCCCUUCGUCGCCAACGGCUGCUCGGAGCUGCUCGUCAACGUGCUCGGCGAGGAGGUCGGCCGCCACGCCCGCUGCGCCUUCGGUGUCGCACAGCUGCCCUUCAACGCAGCGGUGGAGAUUGAGGCACACGUGGAGCUGGACCUGCAGGGCAGCGCGCACAUGUAA